This is a messenger RNA of Orbicella faveolata, 3641 nucleotides long. RefSeq names its product high affinity cationic amino acid transporter 1-like. Gene Ontology annotation, molecular function: amino acid transmembrane transporter activity. Lineage: Eukaryota; Metazoa; Cnidaria; Anthozoa; Scleractinia; Merulinidae. The record is from RefSeq and is a predicted model, not a curated record. Gene Ontology annotation, cellular component: plasma membrane. Gene Ontology annotation, biological process: transmembrane transport; amino acid transport.
AGACAAUUAAUGCUGGGUAUCAUUCAUAGAGCUUCAAUCUUAAAUCUGUAAACGAAGAUUUGUGGUAAUAUGCAUGUUUUAACUAAAAAUAGGCGAUUUUAGAGCUAUCGGAGAUCGCCGUUAAUUAGAAGUUGGUCAAGUUGUCGGAAUUUGCCAAGCGUUGUGUUUAAUUGUUUUCUCAAUGCUGGUUUACAACUGGAGAUCUUUGGAAGUUCCCGUUAGUUCAGUUUUAGUAGUUCCAAACAGAAAUGAAACGAUGAAUUUGCUAAAAAGGAAAAUCAAAACAAAUCAAAAUAUGGCGGCUCUUUAGCUAGCACCAUCAACCAAGUCAAUGAAGUUACACACCGAGUAAUCUUUAUUCAAUUGUUAAUGCCUCAGAAAACACAUUGAUAUGGAAAUACUUUGAAGAGAAAAUAUUCAUAUUGUUAAAAGAGCUUCAAACGAUUUGAUAACAUAUUGCAUUUUUUGCGAUGUCUAAUUCAAACUAAAAAUAAAUUCGACGUCGAUUGAGUAAGCUGUUACUGACCUAAGCGCUACCACGCGUGUUAAACACGCAAAAAUCUCGUGUAAGGUUUCGUACGUAAUAUCACAGCCCCUGACAGAAACUUUCUCUCUGCGAUACGUUUUGAAUUUCUAUGAAAAGGAUUUAAAAUCUCUUGUUUGAACAGGGCUAUGGUAAUCAGUCGAACGUUACAAGAAUGUUCUGCUGCCCACCAAAAGCACAGCAUAUAUAACAGAUUAUAUUUACAUAAUGAUUGAGAAGCGCGCAAAUUGACGGUUGCUUUCUCAGGACGAACGCGUCAGAAAUAGCGCCUUUUAGUACGUUCUCAGCUACUCAACGAUGUCAACGAUAUCGAAGCAGCCUUGGUACGUGAUUUAGCUUUCACUUGCAAUGAUGAAGUUUUAUUUCAUCCGGUUUUGAUAAACACACAUCUUGUUCCAUUAAUUCAAAAGAGCCACUGUAGAAACGGAUUCCAAAGGGUGACUUGAACGAUUUUGAUACCUACAUGGCCUGUCAGAGAUUGCGUGAAAACCUAACUCGCAAGAAGCCAGAAGAAGUUUGCCUGUCGUUCGAUUCUCUCUUAAGAAGAUGCCUGACAACCGUAGACCUAACCUUCCUGGGGGUGGGGACAAUGGUUGGAGCAGGGCUAUACGUUGUGACCGGUGUGUUGGCACGUGACGUCGCGGGCCCUUCCGUCAUUCUGUCCUUCCUGUUGGCAGCUGUCUCGGGGUUACUUUGUGCUUUGUUUUACGCCGAGUUCGCCUGUCGUAUUCCAAAAGCUGGAUCAUCUUAUAUUUACACGUAUGUGGCUUUGGGUGAAAUAUGGGCUUUUAUUGUCGGAUGGAAUGUUCUUUUGGAGUACAUAAUUGCCUCCGCAAGUUUGGCCCGUGCGUGCAGUGAAUACAUAAAUGCUUUGUGUGGAGGAGAAAUUUACCGCUUCUUCAUGAAUGACAUAGCCACUUGGAAUCAUCCUGGAAUUGCCCCAUUCCCAGACUUGCUUGCGUUUGGAUUGGUGAUUGCUGUGGUGACACUUGUAUGCCUGGGAACCCGUUUAUCAGCUAAUGUUCAGAAAGUGGUAACGGUCGGUAACUUUCUUGUUAUCUUCUUCAUAAUCAUCUACGGUCUGUUCUUUGCCAAAAUUAAAAACUGGACAAACGAGUUUGCUCCUUAUGGCACUCGGGGAGUCCUGCAGGGUGCAGCGAGCGCGUUUUACGCGUUUGCGGGAUUUGAUGUCGUCACCACUGCCGCUGAAGAGGCCAUAAAUCCACAAACAAACAUCCCACUGUCGUUAAUCCUUGUGGUGGCGAUCAGCACGAUGGCGUACUUUGGCGUGGCAACCGUCCUGACACUUAUGUUACCAUAUAAACAACUAGACCCUUUCGCGCCUUUGGUUCAAGCAUUUACACAGACCAACUUUCCGGCAGCCAAAUACAUCAUAACUGUCGGUGGAAUAUGCGCGACCAUCAGCGCUUUAGUUUGCGGCGUGUUUUCCUCAUCGAGAAUUAUCUACUCCAUGUCGGUGGACGGCCUGUUAUUUCGAUGGUUUGCCCACGUAGAUGACAAGAACUACACACCAAUAAGAGCGACGAUCAUUGCAGGAUGUAUUGCCGCGCUGUUGGCAAUGAUUUUCGAUAUCAAGCAACUGGUAGAACUUCUUUCCAUCGGAACCCUGCUGGCCUACACAAUGGUCGCCAUCUCAGCCCUCGUCAGUCGCUAUGAGCCUGGAGUGCAAAGCGUUUACGACAACACCGCUGAUGACUCUAGAGCGAGGACUGCAAACUGGCUACUAAACCUCUGUUCAAAAUCAGAUCAGCCGGAAAAUCAUGACGCAACUUUGGAUGUUUCCCAGACAACGGCCUACCGACCAAUCAUAGAAAAGACUGAGGAACCUUCAAAUGAUGAUCGCAAAGAUUGCAAAAGAGAAGCGAAUAAAAACACCUCGUUCUGUGUCAAGUUGUCGGUGUUUUGCCUAGUGGCUGGUAUCGCUUGCCUGGCCAUGGUCCUCACAAGGUCCUUUGAUCGUAUCUCUGAAGGAGUGUGGUGGGCACUUUUCUUGAUUUGUUUGUCCUCAGGAACAAUUGUUGUAUCACUUCUUGCCAUCCAAUUGCAACCCAGGAACUCUGCCACGUUUCCAUUUAUGGUCUCUGGCAUCCCAUACCUUUCAGCCAUUACUAUCUUCAUCAAUGCUGUGUUGAUAGCAAACCUUCAGUGGAUGACGUACCUUCGAUUUGGUGUUUGGAUGACCCUGGGUUUUAUCCUCUACUUCUUUUACGGAUAUCAACAUAGCACAGAAGGAAUCAGACCAGUAAACCAACAAGGAGAGUUCUUGAUACCAGAGACUCUAGAAUACGAAAGCGUUGUUAAUAAACCCCAAGUACACUGAUACGCAUGUGCAUAUGAGCGAUACACAAAGUGAUACCCUACGACCUAUCAAUCAUGGUCUAAAACGUGAAACCACAGCGUGAAAGAUUUACAAAAUCUCAAAACAAUUUAUUAUAACUUGUAACUUUUUCGAACUUUUUUGUGACUUAAUGUACCUACUAAAGUCAUGCCUUCGUAAGAGUGCUUAGACCCUUUGUAGAGGGGGGCAAGGGGGGCGGUCUUGUCACGAAGUCACGAUAGUAAAUUUUCGAUUUCACGAAUCACGUUAAAUCCAUUAAGGUCACGGAAAAAAUCUGGUCACAAUGCAGUGAAAUUCAGCUACGAACUCAACUUUAGACAUUCACGAUUUAUUUCUUAUCUAUUCACGAUUCACAGCCAAGGACUUUUGGAUUUCACGCCUCACGGAAUACACUUCAAUCGCGAUUCACGGAACAGUUUUUUUUUUUAUCAAAUCACGAUUCACAGAGCACAAAAAACCGGAUCACGGCGUCACGAAAAUACCCUUGCCCCCCCUCCCCUCCCCCCUUUGUAUAACUGACGUCGAUAUUUAAAGGACAACACUUAAUCAUCCUAAGCUUGGAUACAUUAACACGAGGCUUAAGAUGUAUAAAAUAUUGCUAUUCAAAUUUAGACGCCAUUUAUGCAAAGUGUCUAUAAUCUACUCCAACUUAUAUCUACAUGACAGUGACCAAUUCGAAAGCUCAUUGGCUACUUUGGUCACUGUACACAAUUAAAUAUUGUUCUUCUAGUUAAUUUC